UUUUUUGUUUAUUUUCAUGGCCAGCUAGCCAUUCAGAGCAUUGCUGUUACCUAACACUGCAUUAAUCGUCUUUAUCUACUCGGUUGCUGAGUGUGGGCUACUUUGAAUAAACUAAAUUUGCCUUGACACUCCUACUGAAAGCAAAGAGGAUACAUCUGGAAACUCUACCAAAUACUGACAUUUGUAAAGCAGGAUGUCAAUCACAAACACUCCCACGAGCAACGAUGCUUGCCUGAGCAUCGUGCACAGCCUCAUGUGCCACCGACAGGGAGGGGAGAGUGAAAGCUUUGCUAAGCGGGCCAUUGAGAGUCUCGUCAAAAAGCUGAAGGAGAAGAAAGAUGAGCUGGAUUCCCUCAUUACAGCCAUCACCACAAACGGAGCCCAUCCUAGCAAGUGUGUAACCAUUCAACGAACUUUGGAUGGACGCCUGCAGGUUGCAGGGCGUAAAGGUUUCCCCCAUGUUGUUUAUGCCAGACUGUGGCGAUGGCCAGAUCUACACAAGAACGAGCUAAAACAUGUGAAAUACUGUCAAUAUGCCUUUGACCUGAAAUGUGACAGUGUUUGUGUCAACCCAUACCACUACGAAAGGGUUGUUUCUCCAGGAAUUGACUUAUCAACACUGACCCUUUCAAAUUCAGGUACAAAGCUUUUUUUUUUCUUGACAAAAGUUUUGUGGACAUUCAUCAGUCUUAAUUAUGUCUGUCGUUUCCUGCUAGGUCCGCUUAUUGUAAAAGACGAGUUCGACUUUGAUAACCAGCAGUCUCACUCCAGCUCUGAAAACCACCUGCAGACCAUCCAGCAUCCUCCGUCGAGGCCGAUUCCACAGGAGCAGUUCACUAGCCCCCCUCUACUCCCCCCGUCAGAGGGCAGCAGCUCAGCUUCAUCUUCUGCUUUCUCAGCCAUUAGUGCUGGACCUUCAAAUCCAACCCCGAACUGGAGCAGAAACAGCAGCUUCCCCCCAGCGGUGCCUCAACACCAGAAUGGACAUCUACAGCAUCAUCCUCCAAUGCCUCCCACAGGCCAUUACUGGCCCGUUACCAAUGAAAUUGCAUUCCAGCCCCCCAUAUCCAAUCACCCUGCUCCAGAGUACUGGUGCUCCAUUGCAUACUUUGAGAUGGACGUCCAGGUCGGGGAGACAUUUAAGGUGCCAUCCACAUGUCCGGUAGUCACAGUGGAUGGUUAUGUGGAUCCUUCAGGGGGAGAUCGUUUCUGCUUGGGCCAGCUGAGUAACGUCCACAGGACAGAGAACAUAGAAAGAGCCAGGCUCCACAUUGGCAAAGGCGUGCAGCUAGAAUGCAAAGGUGAAGGAGACGUGUGGGUGCGUUGUCUGAGUGACCACGCAGUGUUUGUGCAGAGCUAUUAUCUGGACCGAGAGGCAGGGCGUGCACCAGGAGAUGCAGUUCAUAAGAUCUACCCCAGUGCUUACAUCAAGGUGUUUGACCUGCGUCAGUGCCACAGGCAGAUGCAGCAGCAGGCUGCGACGGCUCAAGCAGCAGCUGCAGCGCAGGCAGCCGCCGUGGCUGGGAACAUUCCAGGGCCCGGCUCCGUGGGAGGCAUCGCCCCCGCCAUCAGUUUGUCUGCUGCUGCAGGCAUCGGCGUUGAUGACCUGCGCAGGCUGUGCAUUCUGCGCAUGAGCUUCGUAAAGGGCUGGGGGCCAGACUACCCGCGACAGAGCAUUAAAGAGACGCCCUGCUGGAUCGAGAUCCAUUUGCACCGAGCCCUGCAACUACUGGAUGAAGUUCUGCACACCAUGCCCAUAGCUGACCCUCAACCUCUUGACUGAGUUAAAAUCCAAUGAACUGUACCAAAAACAAAAAAAGGUAACUACUUUGAACAGACCCCUUCACCUGUAGGCCCGAAGUGCCAGAGGAGGACUGUAAUUAAAUGAUGCUGUACAGGUUGUAGUUGUAAAGAGGACCUAAAGACUGGCAGUGUACUCCAUUUGUUUUAACCACUUGUUGAUUGAAGACUGAGCUAAACUCCAGAUUUGUUUAAAAAAACAAAAAAAACAAGAUGAGCAAUCAUGUCACACUGGGGGGAGUUGCAGUACUCUAGAAAUGUUUGACCAAGAUGAUGAAAAUGAAACAGGAAGUUUUUAACUUAUUGAAAUUAAUAAAAACAUGGAGUGGCUGGAACUGCAGUUUAAAAGGCAAUAAAAGUUCAACCAGACUUGAUGGUGUGAGAUGUUUAAAAAGUCAAACCAUUUAGCUUCUUGCCAGUAUGAGCAUUUUUUCUGUUCACAAUUUCAAAAUGUACAAAGUGUCCCAAAGUUACUUUUAAAAACUGAUAAAAGUACAUUUUGUAACUUAAGUGCCCCCGAUUGUGUCCACAUCCUAAAUGUACUUUUAGCUGGAGUGCACUGCCAGUCUGCUCCUCCUUUUGUGGCUUUUUUACCCAAAAGACUUCCUGUAAUAGAGGUUAUUUCCCCCUCACAGAUAAAGUAUGUUACUCAUGUUCUUGUCAGAUGUAAUCUUAAAAAGUUUUUAAUGCCAAGUCUUUUUUUAUUUUAAUAGUUUUAACACAAAAACUCAUGGAGCUCAAUGUUUCUUUAACAUGAGUCCCAUUUUUUUAUUUAUAUUUUUUA
Molecule: messenger RNA, 2584 nt
Organism: Nematolebias whitei (Rio pearlfish)
Lineage: Eukaryota; Metazoa; Chordata; Actinopteri; Cyprinodontiformes; Rivulidae
Gene: smad4a
Product: SMAD family member 4a
Exons: 10
Coding region: 194-1783 (529 amino acids)
Biological process (GO): SMAD protein signal transduction; transforming growth factor beta receptor signaling pathway; anatomical structure morphogenesis
Cellular component (GO): heteromeric SMAD protein complex
Molecular function (GO): DNA-binding transcription factor activity, RNA polymerase II-specific; I-SMAD binding; RNA polymerase II cis-regulatory region sequence-specific DNA binding
Source: RefSeq, a predicted model, not a curated record